Molecule: messenger RNA, 1767 nt
Organism: Prunus armeniaca (apricot)
Lineage: Eukaryota; Viridiplantae; Streptophyta; Magnoliopsida; Rosales; Rosaceae
Source: the annotation of a GenBank genome assembly
AUGGAAGAGAAUAACUUUGGGGGAAGUAUACCACCAAGUUUCGGGAACUGCAAAACUCUACAGAUACUUAACCUUUCAAGUAACAAUCUAAAUGGCACCAUUCCUAAAGAGGUUAUUGGGCUUUCAUCCCUUUCAAUUUCUUUAUCCAUAUCUAACAAUUUUUUGACUGGUUCACUACCAUCUGAAGUGGGUGAUCUGAAAAAUAUUGGGGAGUUAGAUAUUUCGGAAAACAAGUUAUCAGGUGAAAUCCCAGGAACCCUCGGCAGUUGUAUUAGUUUGGAGCGUCUUCAUUUGCAAGGUAAUAAACUUGAAGGAUCAAUUCCCCUAACAUUAGAAAAGUUAAGAGGCUUGGAAGAAAUAGACAUUUCGCGUAAUAACUUAUCAGGGAAAAUUCCCAAGUUUCUAGGAAAUCUUGGAUCUCUUAAGCAUCUCAAUAUUUCUCAUAACAAUUUUGAGGGUGAAUUGCCUAGAGAAGGGAUCUUUUCAAAUGCAAGUGGUGUCUCAAUCCUUGGAAAUAAUAGGCUAUGUGGUGGAUUUCCAGAAUUCCUUCUUCCUGCAUGCUCUAGCAAAAAGCGCCAUUCACCUCGAGGAUUACUUGCCCCAAAAGUAUUCAUCCCUAUAACUUGUGCACUAGCAUUUUUAAUUGCUCUGUCAUGCUCCUUUGCUGCUUGUUCAUAUGUGAAAAAGUCAAGAGAUAGACAAAUCACUUGGCAUUCUUAUACGGAUUGGAAAUCAGGUGUUUCUUACUCUCAACUCGUUCAAGCAACUGAUGGGUUCUCUGUAGACAAUCUGAUUGGCUCGGGAAGUUUCGGUUCUGUUUACAAAGGAGUACUGCCUAGUGAUGGAACGGUAGUUGCUGUUAAGGUGUUAAACCUUCAACAAGAAGGAGCUUCCAAGAGUUUCAUUGGUGAAUGCAAAGCGUUAAGAAGUAUAAGGCACCGUAAUCUUCUCAAGAUUGUCACUGUCUGCUCCAGUAUUGAUAAUCAGGGCAAUGACUUCAAAAGUCUAGUUUUGGAGUUCAUGGAAAAUGGAAGUCUAGACCAGUGGCUUCAUCCAAGAGAUGAUGAGCAAUCUCAGCCUAAGAGAUUAAGCCCUAUCCAAAGACUCAAUAUCGCAAUUGAUGUUGCUUCUGCACUAGAUUAUCUGCACCACCACUGUGAAACGGCCAUUGUUCAUUGUGAUCUAAAGCCAAGCAAUGUUCUUCUUGACGAAGAUAUGGUAGCUCAUGUUGGUGACUUUGGUUUAGCAAGGUUCCUCUUACAAGCAUCAAAUGAUCCCACCAAAAUUCAAACCAUGUCAGUUGGGCUAAAGGGUUCCAUAGGCUACAUUCCUCCAGAGUAUGGCAUGGGAAGCCAAGUUUCCAUAAUGGGAGAUAUUUACAGCUAUGGGAUACUGUUGCUAGAAAUGUUCACAGGAAAAAGACCAACCGAUGACAUGUUCAAAGAUGGUUUAAGCAUUCACCAAUUCACAGCCAUGGCUUUGCCUGACCAUGCCAGGGACAUAGUUGAGCCUUCAUUGCUGCUUGAAACAGAUGACGAGGAGGAUGAUGAAGAACAUGACAUACAAGAAAGACCCGUAGGGAAAUAUAAGGAUCUCGGUGCAGACAAAGUAAAAAGAUUGGAGGAAUGCGUGGCUUCAGUGAUGCAAAUAGGGAUCUCAUGCUCUGCCAUAUCACCGACAGAGCGGAUGCUUAUGGAUGUUGUCAUCAACAAAAUGAAUGCAGUCAGGGGCUCAUAUCUCAAUUAUUUAACAAGAAGAAGAAGAUGA